UUUGAACGAGAAGCUAAGUCCAAACAGGAGAAGAACGCAGAGAUCAAGAAGCUGACUGCUGAAAUAGGGACCCUCAAAAGCGAAAUUGUCAAGUUUGAAGAAAUCCUUGGUGGACUACAGGAGAUACAAGAGCUUCUGUUCAAGCUGUCCCCUCCUGAGUGGCAGGAGGCCCAGAGGGCUAAGACUGUGAAAGUUAAAAAGAAGGAGUCGAGGGAGUCUGCUAUUGCAAAUGAUUUGGAGAGCAAGGUGUCCAGUCCAGGUAAGGAGCAGUCCUCCAUCAGAGAGACCAGGCUGUCUUCAGUCCACAGCAACACACUGAACACAAACUCUGAACCAGGCGGCAACUGCUCAGAGUAUGAGGAUGAGCCAGAACUGUACUUCUCUGAUCCCCAACAACUUCUAGAUUUGGUGAAUGAGCUGACAGAGCAGAACUUGUCCCUGAUUCAGAACUCCACACGGUUGGAGGAGAUGGUGGAGGAGCUGCAACAGUCCAUGGUGAUGGCCAGGAAGACGAUUGAAAAGGAUGAAGAGCAGUUGACACGACAGAUAACUGACAUUAACCAGAGAAUCGUUAAAGAGAAGGCAAGAGGUAACAGGCUCAAACAGAAGGUUCAGCUCCACGUCUCAUUAAACACUGAGGACCAGGACAUGCUGCUCGAUAAUCUUGGAGAAAAGGUGGCAGAGGUGCAUCGCAGCUGUGUGAACGACAGAAUGACCAACCUCAGCACCUUGGAGAAGCUGGCCAGUAUUGAGAACCACCUGUCUCUGCUGCUGCAGAGCCUUGAGAGCAUCCCAGAGGAAAGCUUGGUGAUGAUGAAGAAGAUAAAGGACAGUGAGAGGAGGAGCAGGGAGCGUGAAGAAAAGCUGAGAGAGCAGAGAGAGAAACAGAAAGAGAGGAUGAGAAGGUAUUUGGAGCGAUCCCUGGCUGACUCCAAGAAAAUAAGUGGGAGGAAGCUCAUGCCCAGAUGUAUGCCUGUUGUCCAGAAAGUCAGAGUCAGGAAUGUGGAAAAAAUCCCUGCUGAGGACGAGCUGCAUGCUUACCUCUUUACUUCUGAGGACACGGAGUAAAAUGUCUCUGACUCAGCAGUUGAGGAGACACAAUAUUACCCACUACAAAGCAAAUGAUCAUAGCAUAUGUUUAUCUUUUAUAAAACGAAAUUUGGCCAGCCUCAGUAGCAUGUCAUUCGUUUUUGGUGUCAUAGAUAUUUGUUAAAUAAUCUCUUUCUCAGGUGGUGGAGUGAAAGCUUCUGAUGUUGAACAAUGUAAUUUCAUUGAUUUUUGUAAAAUUGAUAACUAGUAGAAUGGUUUUAUAAAACUGUAAGCAGAAAAAACGACCAAAACAUUCAAACAAUGUAUGUCUCAAUUUAAAGACAAAAAAAGUCACACAAAGAGGAAACAAAAACUAGAAGAAGGUCCACUCAUUAUCUCUUGAUACAACAAAUGUGCCCAUGUGUUUAUUUUGCUUGAUUUUUUUUAAAUAUUCCAGUGUUUUUGUUUGAGACACUUAUAAUACAUAUUACUCGAGCCCCUUGUAGAUAAAACUUAACCAACAACAACAGCAAAACACCCAUCACUUCCUGUUUUUUUAGUUAACCCUUAUCUUUUGCUGAUUCACAUUUUACAUAUGUUCUCAUUAUUAAUGUUUGUCAUCACCAGACUUUUCUGUCUUGUGCUUUUUAAUUUGACUUUUUGUCAUUUUAAUGCUAUCAGUGGUCACAUGAUCACCAAUUAUAUUUGUUUCAGCGCAAACUCAGGGGAAAGAUUUUAAAGUGCUCAGUGAUCAUUCAACUCCUCUAAAUA
Molecule: messenger RNA, 1800 nt
Organism: Solea solea (common sole)
Lineage: Eukaryota; Metazoa; Chordata; Actinopteri; Pleuronectiformes; Soleidae
Gene: cfap100
Product: cilia and flagella associated protein 100
Exons: 10
Source: RefSeq, a predicted model, not a curated record